AUGGCGGAGAACUCGGGAGAUAGGAUUGCCAUCGGUGCGUCCUCGGCCGUGGAUAUUGAGAAAAGCACACAUGCCGAUCCAACACUCGAAAAACACACCCACGAUGCCGACGAGGCGAUGAAGGCUUUUGGUGAGCUGCAGGGCGAGACUAUCGAAUUGGAUGAGGCGACCAACCGCCGACUCCUCAAAACUAUUGACUGGCAUCUGAUGCCAAUCAUGUGUUGCAUCUACGGCAUGAAUUACCUGGAUAAAACUACUCUUUCGUAUGCGAGUGUGAUGGGGAUUAAAGAGGACUUGGAACUUGUCGAUGAUCAAUAUCAAUGGUUGGGCAGUCUUUUCUACUUUGGUUAUCUGGCGUGGGAGUACCCGACCAACCGCCUGCUGCAGCGGUUGCCAUUGGGAAAAUACUCCGCCUUCUGUAUCUUGAUGUGGGGUCUUGUACUGAGCUGCUUCGCGGGUGUCCAAAGCUACUCGGGUGCCAUCGCCAUCCGUCUGUUCCUGGGUGUCUUCGAGGCAGCCGUUACACCUGGCUUUGCCUUAUUAACCUCACAGUGGUACACGAAGAGAGAACAGGGCAGCCGGGUCAACAUCUGGUUCAGUUUUAACGGUGUCGGACAAAUUGUCGGCGGUCUCAUUGCGUAUGGUAUCGCCGUCGGAAGCAGGAAGCAUGGCUCAUCAAUUGAACCGUGGAAAAUCGUUUUCCUCGUUACCGGUCUCAUGACAAUCGUGCUGGGAUUCGUCUUCCUGUGGAUUAUUCCAGACAGCCAGUUGAACGCGCGCUGGCUCAAGAAAGAAGACCGCAUCCUGGCUAUUGCCCGCGUUCGUGAGAACCAACAGGGUAUCGGAAACAAGCAUUUCAAACUAUAUCAAGUCAAGGAAGCCCUCAUGGACCCGAUGACCUGGGCAUUCUUCCUGUAUGCCCUGGUCGCGGAUAUUCCCAACGGUGGUAUCAGCAACUUCUUCAACCAAUUGAUCACCAGUUUCGGAUUCACCGCAGAGGAAAGUCUUAUCCUCGGCGUCCCGGGCGGCGCCGUCGAAGUCGUCGCCCUGUUACUCAACGGCUACAUGGGACAUGUCACCAACCAGCGCGGGGGCCUGGUCGCCGCCUUCGUCGGAAUGGUCCUAAUCGUCGCCCUCCCCGAGUCAAACAACACCGGUCGGUUAAUCGGAUACUACAUGACACAAGCGAUCCCAACCGCCUUCGUCGCUCUCCUAUCAAUGAUCUCGUCUAAUGUUGCCGGGUACACGAAGAAGACAACCGUGGCGGCGCUGUACUUGAUCGGAUACUGUGUUGGAAACAUUAUCGGCCCCCAGACCUUCCGCCCAGAAGACGCGCCCCAAUACCUCCCCGCCGAAAUCACCAUUCUCGUCUGUAUCGGCGUGGCACUGAUGAUCAUGCUUUUCAUCUACUGGUGGUAUGUCAAAGAGAACAAGCGCAAGUUGGAGAUUCAGUCCCGACCGGAUUAUGUGCGUCUUGAAAAUCAGGAAUUCCUGGAUCUGACAGAUCGCGAGAACCCGGAUUUCCUUUACUCGCUGUGA
Penicillium waksmanii is the source of this 1539-nucleotide messenger RNA. RefSeq names its product allantoate permease family MFS transporter. The record is from RefSeq and is a predicted model, not a curated record. The coding region runs from base 1 to 1539 and encodes 512 amino acids. Gene Ontology annotation, cellular component: plasma membrane. The transcript is spliced from 8 exons. Gene Ontology annotation, molecular function: dipeptide transmembrane transporter activity; allantoate transmembrane transporter activity. NCBI's taxonomy places the organism in Eukaryota, Fungi, Ascomycota, Eurotiomycetes, Eurotiales, Aspergillaceae. Gene Ontology annotation, biological process: allantoate transport; dipeptide transport; transmembrane transport.